Molecule: messenger RNA, 321 nt
Organism: Pistacia vera
Lineage: Eukaryota; Viridiplantae; Streptophyta; Magnoliopsida; Sapindales; Anacardiaceae
Product: V-type proton ATPase 16 kDa proteolipid subunit-like
Exons: 2
Coding region: 1-321 (106 amino acids)
Biological process (GO): proton transmembrane transport
Cellular component (GO): proton-transporting V-type ATPase, V0 domain
Molecular function (GO): proton-transporting ATPase activity, rotational mechanism
Source: RefSeq, a predicted model, not a curated record
AUGGUAGCUGCAUAUGAAACAGCGAAAAGUGGAAUAGGUGUGGCGGUGAUGAGGCUAGAACUGGUGAUGAAGUUUAUUGUGUCAGUGGUCAUGGCAGGAGUGUUGGGUAUUUAUAGUUUGAUUAUUGCUGUUAUUAUUUGUACUAGGAUUAACCCUAAGGCUAAAUCUUAUUACCUCUUUGAUGGCUAUGCCCAUCUUUCUUAUGGCCUCGCUGGUGUCUCUACGGGUAUGGCGAUCAGAAUCGUUGGUGAUGCUGGUGUUAGGCUUUAUGGGAAAAUUGUUAAUCUUUUUAGAGGUUUAACCAAAGACAUGAGUGGGUGA